Papaver somniferum (opium poppy) is the source of this 873-nucleotide messenger RNA. RefSeq lists its product as uncharacterized. The record is from RefSeq and is a predicted model, not a curated record. Lineage: Eukaryota; Viridiplantae; Streptophyta; Magnoliopsida; Ranunculales; Papaveraceae. The transcript has a single exon. The coding region runs from base 1 to 873 and encodes 290 amino acids.
AUGAAGAAUUCUGAUGAGAAGCCUUUUGAUGCUGAGGAUUUGAAUGAAUUGGUUGAAGCUCAAAAUAAUUUUAAUUCAAAGGAAGUUCAGUUAAGUACUUUGUUUAAAGGUAAAUCCAGAGUUAAGUGGAUAAAAGAAGGCUCAGCUAACACCAAUUACUUUCAUACAAAAUUUAAAAUUAGGCAAGCUAAAAACAGUAGUAGUGAAUUGGUGGCUUCUAAUGGUGAUAUUAUCUCAGACCAAGAUAAAAUUGCAGAUGAAAUAGUUCAUUUUUUUCAGCAGAAAUUCAAGUUUCAAGCAGUUUCAAUUGAUGAAUCAGUAUUAAGCAAUAUCCCUCAGGUUAUUACAGAUGAAGAUCAACUUAUGCUAGAUGCCAUUCCAGAAGAUGAGGAAACUAAAGUAACUGUUUUUAGUAUGGAUCCAGACAGCUCCCCUGGACCAGAUGGUUUUUCUAGAUGUUUUUAUAGAGCAUGUUGGCAUAUAAUUAAAGAAGAUGUGAUUCAAGCCAUUCAAUUUUGUUGGAGAAGAAGAUUCAUUCCAAACGGUUUAAAUUCUAAUUUCCUAGUAUUGCUUCCAAAGGUUGAUGGUGCUAAAAAUCCAAAUCAAUUCAGACCAAUAGGUUUCAGCAAUGUGAGUUUUAAAAUAUUUACAAAGAUUAUUUCAAUCAGAAUGGGUACUUUAAUGAAUAAAUUAAUAUCUCCUCAACAAGCAGCAUAUGUCAAAGGGAGAAGUAUUCAAGAACAGAUUCUUCAAGCUUUUGAAAUGGUUAAUGAAAUGAUAAAGAAAAGAAGAGGUGGUAAUGUGGAUCUUAAGCUUGAUAUCUCUCAAGCUUAUGAUUCAGUCAGCUGGCAUUUCUUGUUUCAAGUUCUUUAA